AUGAGUGAGGACGGGCAGUUGAGAGCAGUCCACCUCAUCCUUGAUUUUGAGCCGCUAUUAGACGCUUUCCAGGACAUUGCCGACGCCAUCAAGGCAGGUGACCCUCGGCUACAGAGGAUCGAUGUCUCGGUUCCCGGCUUUCUGGCCCGAAGAGAUCUUCCACCCGUCAAGUUGCCCUUCCAUCGUUCUCUCCCCGAAGCAGCAGCCCCAAGGGAAGAGACUACUUCCUCGCGCUUAUCCCUUGAGUGGGGAAUUGAUCAAUCUGACUCGAGGAAGAAGAAGAGUUCCAAGGAGGAAGACUUGAUGUCUUUGAAUCCAAGAAAAGGUUUAAGGGAUCUAAUGGCUGGACGGAACAAGGGGUCGUCGUCCAAGGAGAUCCCCAAAUCCCAGGAUCCUACAAAUCUCCCCCCUCCCCCUUCUCCUCCCAUAACCACGCUCGACCUACUUCUCAUUCCUAACCUAAAGAAGAAGAGAAAGGAGCAAGAACUGGAGGAAGGGGCGAUGGUCCCUCAGAAGGGGGCCAAACAGCAAAAGAUUGCUAAGGACAAACGAGCUUCCUCUGUGGAAAGUAGGGAGGACCCAAGUGGGGCUGAGGUUUUUGUGGCCGAGGAGUGGGUCAAGGAUGCCCGUAAUGAGACUAGGGCUGAGGCCCACUCCCGCGUUGAGGCUAAGAAGUCCUUGGGAGCCUUGAAGCAAGAGCAACUGGAGUUGGCUGCCAAGUUGACUGCUGAGGAGAGGGCAAGAAGGAGUGCUAAGGCCAUUCUUCCCCCCUCUGAGGCCUCCAAAGGAUCCGGCCAAGCUGGUGAUCAAGGCCAAGGAGCUGAGGUGGCCAAGGACAAAGGCAAGGGUAAGAAGGUUAAGCCCCCCUUAGAGGCUAAAGAUGCUACCAAAGUCAAGGAUGUCGCUGAGGCCAAGGACACUGCAGUUAAAGCGAAAGAAGCUGAGGCAAGAUCCAAGGAGGCUGAUCCUAAGGCCACAAAUGCUCCUGCCCCUCAGCCAAGCAAGAAAGAAGACCCUUCUCCUCCUACCAAGGCCUAG
Messenger RNA from Quercus lobata, 1038 nucleotides. Its product is annotated as MAP7 domain-containing protein 1-like. NCBI's taxonomy places the organism in Eukaryota, Viridiplantae, Streptophyta, Magnoliopsida, Fagales, Fagaceae. The transcript has 4 exons. The record is from RefSeq and is a predicted model, not a curated record. Bases 1 to 1038 code for a protein of 345 amino acids.